CAGAAGAAGUGCGCACCAUGGGGGGUGUCCGCGACAAGUCACAGCUGGCACUUUCAUGAAUCUUUUGGAAACUGUUUAGCUUUGUUGCCGGUGUUUCCCCCCACUUUGCUUUAGCAGGCAUCACAUUAUAUUUAUAUUAAUAUACAUCCUGAGAGGCGCGGCUCUCCGCUGUUCGCUCUGCUUGAACGUUAGUUAGCUUGUUGGCUGAAGUUGUUUCCAGUUCAGACGAGUUCACAAGUGGAGGAAACGAGGCAGGAUGUACCAUGAAGAAACAUUAACGUUACAGAAGCCACGCUAUGGAACCAUUGAGGAUGAUGAGAGGCUGUCCGCAGAGGAGAUGGAUGAGAGGAGGCGACAGAACAUCGCCUACGAGUACCUCUGUCACCUAGAGGAGGCCAAACGGUGGAUGGAGGCCUGCUUGGAGGAGGACUUGCCCCCCACCACAGAACUGGAAGAGGGACUUAGAAAUGGUGUUUAUCUUGGAAAACUUGCCACUUUCUUUGCCCCCAAACUGGUGUCUGCAAAAAAGAUUUAUGACCGAGAUCAGGCUCGUUAUAAGAGCAAUGGGCUGCACUUCAGACAUACUGAUAACACCGUGCAGUGGCUCAGAGCCAUGGAGUCAGUGGGCCUCCCUAAGAUAUUCUAUCCAGAAACAACAGACGUGUAUGACCGCAAAAACAUGCCCAAAGUGGUUUACUGCAUACACGCACUGAGCCUGUACUUGUAUAAACUCGGUAUUGCACCACAAAUUCAGGACCUACUGGGGAAAGUGGACUUUACAGAGGAGGAGAUCAGUAAUAUGAGGAGUGAACUGGAGAAGUAUGGCAUUCAGAUGCCAGCUUUCAGUAAAAUUGGAGGCAUCCUGGCCAACGAACUCUCAGUGGAUGAAGCUGCUUUGCAUGCUGCUGUGAUCGCCAUCAAUGAGGCGGUUGAGAAAGGCCAGGCGUCUGCGACAAUGGCUGCACUAAAGAACCCUAAUGCAAUGCUGAGGAAACCCCAGGAAGCCCUGGCCCAGGAAUACCAGGAUACACUGAGCCAGGCUAAGACUCGGAAGCAGGCUCAGUCCUCAGGGAGGCGUUCCUCAGUUGCUACAGAAGAAAGGGAUGUUUAUGAAGAGCUACUGACGCAACAGGAAAUCCAGAGCAGCGUUGACCUUGUCAACACCCAAGCAGCGGUGGAGCAAGUGAAUCACGCUGUGCUGAACCAAGAUGAAGCUGCUCUGUUGGUUGCUCUAAGACUUGAAACUCUGACCUUGUUGGGUGUCCAAGAGACGAACUCUCACUGGUACCUGGAACAUUUUACAAACUACAGCCAGCAAAAAUCCAAGGAUGGAGGGAGGACAGUGCUGCUGGACAAACAGGAGAUUCAAAGAAUUGUCCGCUCUUGUAACGACUUUGCUGAGGCAGAAAAACAAAAACUUGAAGCAGUCGCACGGAUCAAUACAGCCAUUCGUCUUGGCAAUGCUGCGGAGACCGUGGAGGAGCUGGUCAAGCCUGAGGCACAGCUGCCAAUUGUUUACCAAACUGCUGCCAACCUUUACCAGCAUGAACUUUUCAGUUUGCAGCUCCAAGGAGCGCGAUCUGGACUGAGUCAUGAGGAACUUAGUGUAGCUGUGGAGAUGCUGUCAGCUGUAGCAGUGCUGAACGAGGUGCUGGACACGAAAGACCCGCAGGCUGUCAGUGAGCAGCUAACUGACUCCCCUCUGGGUUUUACCAACAUAGACCAUGACAACCUCAACAGAUAUGCUGACGUGCUCAUCGAAGAGCGAGCGGAGACGCUCGCCAAAGGCCAAGAGUUUCUCACUUGGAACGAUCUUCAGAAAUGCAUCGAUGGAGUCAAUAUCCAGGUCCACGAAGAGCACGAACGUGUCAUAGCUAUAGCUGGGAUUAAUGAGGCACUUAAUUCAGGUGAUCAUCAGCAGACCCUUGCGGCUCUUCUCCUACCUACAGCCAAGCUAACGGGAGUAAACUCAGCCACUGCCAAACACUACUAUGAUGUCCUGCAGCAUACCAAACAGCUUCUCUGUCAGAGUUCUGGAGUUGAUUCUGCUGUGCUGUGGUUGGACCAAAUCCAAGAGGCCAUAUUAACAGCCAAUCAGGAUGAAGAAGAGGCCAUCAUAAUGGCUGGGGCUGUAGCUCAUAUUAACACAAAGGUAGCUGAAGGAGACUCCCAGAACACCUUGCAGGCUCUGCAGGCCCCCACUGCAGGACUGAGAGCAGUGCAUCCUAAAUGUGCAGACACGUACCAGGCUGAACUCUCACAGCUACAAAACACACAUACUGAUAAAGGUAUCAGUGAUGGUGUGUGGGUUAAACACUGCAUUAAGGACAUGUAUGACUACUAUUAUAACCUGGAGACUGGACAGGGCACCUGGGAGGAACCGGAAGGAUUUGAACCUAGUGCAGGCCAGCUCAGCAAAGAGGACAUCCAGAAUGUAGUCAGCUGUGUGACGGCAGAAUAUAACCGAAAGCAACUAUGGCUUGCCAACGAAUCCUUCAUUAUCCAGUUGCAGGCGAGGGUAAGAGGUUACCUGGUCAGAAAAAAGCACACUGAGAGGAUGGAGUAUUUACGCCAACAAGAACCAUCUGUAGUUAAAAUCCAGGUUUGCUGGAAAGGUUACAAGCAGAGGAAAAUAUACAUACAAAGGAAAAAUUUGCUUCAACAAAAUGUUGCUUCUGUAGUCAAGAUCCAGUCAAUCGUUAAAAUGUGGAAGGCAAAACGAAAAUACAAUCAGAGGUUGCAGUUCUUCAAAGAUCACGAGAAAGAAAUUGUGCAAAUUCAGGCUUUCCUAAAGGCGAACAAAGCCAGAGACGACUACAGAACUUUGACUGGAGCCUCAGAUCCUCCUCUGUCGGUGGUGCGGAAGUUUGUGCACUUGUUGGAGCAGAGCCCCCUGGAUUUACGGGAAGAGCAGGAAGUGACACAGCUCAGGGAGGAAGUGGUCACAAAGAUUCGUUCCAAUCAACAGAUGGAGAAAGACUUAAAUCUGAUGGACAUAAAAAUCGGACUGCUGGUCAAGAACAGGAUCUCUCUGCAGGAUGUUGUGACGCAUAAUAAGAAAAUGAAAAACGAGAAAGAUAAAGCGAGUAAAGAUGAGCAGACUGGUGGAGACGGACUGGGUAUUAAAGGUCUCAGCAAAGGCAAAAGGAGGAAACUGGAAGCCUAUCAACACCUCUUUUACCUGCUGCAGACCAAUCCCUCCUACCUGGCAAAGCUGAUCUUUCAGAUGCCCCAAAACAAAUCUACAAAGUUUAUGGACACUGUAAUCUUCACACUUUAUAACUACGCCUCCAACCAAAGAGAGGAAUAUCUGCUGCUUAAACUGUUCAAAACUGCUCUAGAGGAAGAGAUCAAUUCUAAGGUGGAUCUGAUUCAGGACAUAGUGACAGGUAACCCCACAGUUAUCAAGAUGGUGGUGAGCUUCAACAGAGGUGCACGUGGUCACAACACCCUGCGGCAGCUGCUGGCUCCUGUGGUCAAAGACAUUAUUGAAGACAAGAGUUUGGGCAUCAACACCAACCCUGUGGACGUGUACAAAGCCUGGGUGAACCAGCUGGAGACGGCUACUGGAGAGGCCAGCAAACUGCCAUAUGAAGUGACUCCCGAACAGGCCAUGUCGCAUGAGGAGGUGCGCAGCAGGCUGCAGGCGUCCAGUGCAGCUCUGCGCUCGGCUACAGAUAAAGUCCUGAACUCCAUUGUGUCCUCGCUGGAUAACAUCCCUUAUGGCAUGAGAUAUAUAGCAAAGGUUCUGAAGAACAGCCUCCAUCAAAAGUUCCCAGAAGCCUCUGAAGAUGAGCUGCUGAAGAUUGUUGGAAACUUGCUCUACUACCGCUACAUGAACCCAGCCAUCGUGGCUCCAGAUGGCUUUGACAUCAUCGACAUGUCAGCAGGAGGGCAGCUUCACAUCGACCAGCGGCGAAACUUGGGAUCUGUGGCAAAGAUGCUUCAACAUGCUGCUGCAAAUAAGCUGUUUGAGGGCGAGAAUGCACACAUGACGCCAAUGAACAACUACAUAUCUCAGACAUAUGAAAAGUUCAGAUUAUUCUUCCAGUCUGCGUGUGAUGUUCCUGAACCCGAGGAGAAGUUUAAUAUCGAUGAAUACACUGACAUGGUGACCUUGAGCAAACCUAUCAUCUACAUCUCCAUAGAGGAGAUCAUCAACACUCACUCGCUGCUUCUGGAACAUCUGGAGGCCAUCUCACCAGAGCACAAUGAUUUGCUUCAUGAGCUGCUCCAGGAUUUGGGGGAUGUUCCUGAUGUGGAGGCGUUGCUUGGCGAAGGAGCUGUAGACCCAAACGACCCGAACAGAGAAAGCACUCUGAGCCAGCUGUCAAAGACGGAGAUCUCCCUCACCCUAACCAGCAAGUUUGAACUGCUGGACGGGGACGACAAAGACUUUAAGACUCUGAUGACAAAGACUAAAAAGCUAAUAGUUGAUGUAGUUCGGAUUCAACCAGGAGAGUCGUUGUCUGAAAUUCUUGAGAUCCCAGCAACCCCACCCCAGGAGUUGGAGCAUAUGAAGAUUGUAGAGCGAAGGGCAGUCCAGGAUGCUCAGACGCCGGAGGAUCUGAAGAGCAGCCAAGCGGUGUUAGAGGACAGCCAGCUGCCUCUGGAGCAGAAGAAGAGGAAGAUCCUGAGGAAUCUCCGUAACCUUGAGCAGGCCGGCCUGGUCACCGAGAAAAACAAAUACCAGGACCUCAUCAAUGACAUCGCAAAGGAUAUUCGCUACCAAAGGCGCUACAGACAGAGAAGGAAGGCCGAGCUCACGAAGCUCCAACAGGCGCUGACGGCGCUCAACUCAAAAGCUGCGUUCUACCAGGAACAGAUGAACUACUAUGAUACUUACAUCAAGACGUGUCUGGAUAACCUCAACCGGAAGAAUUCACGCAGGUCAAUAAAACUGGACAAAGGAGACAAAAAGGACAGUAAGAAGUGGAAACCACAGUCUCUGAAGUACACCGCUGCUCGGCUGCAUGAGAAGGGAGUAAUCCUGGAGAUCGAAGGGCUUCAGACGAACCAGUUUAAAAAUGUCAUGUUUGACAUUUCACCCACUGAGGAAGUUGGAGAUUUUGAGGUGAAGGCCAAGUUUAUGGGGGUUGAGAUGGAAAAAGUUCAGCUUCAUUUCCAGGACCUCCUGCAGCUGCAGUACGAAGGUGUGGCCGUCAUGAAGAUGUUCGAUAAAGCCAAAGUUAAUGUCAAUCUACUCAUCUUCCUCCUGAACAAGAAGUUUUAUGGGAAAUGAAAGAGGGGGAGGCAGCAGGAGCAGUGAGAGGAGCAGGUUUCUGACCUCUGAUGACCAAAAUAAAAUGAGUCAGAAAAGGACACGCCUAUUUUGUUUUAAUUUGGUUGAAGUUUAACACGUAUCAAAAUCGAACAUCAACUUUGUGUGUCUGUUGUGUAUGUUACUGUGGGCUGAUUGUAAAUGAAUACAGUUGUAAUGAUUUUCAUGUUUUGUAUGUAAAAGUUGAGAGAAAACGUACGUUUGCAAAACUUUAGGAUGAAAAUUGAAGCAGCAGCUGCAACAUUCAGAAACCGAGCCAGAGAGCAACAAAGCUGAUCUGCUUCAAUAUAAAAUACUACAGUUUACCAGUGCCUUUUAAACAUUUAAGGAUAAAUGUUUUAAUUUAACAUUAAAGCUGUAACUGAUGUUUUAAUAUGACUAUUCUAUCUGUAUAAUUGUUUCCUAAUGCUUUAAUGAUGUGCAGAAUAAAGUACACACGU
This is a messenger RNA of Nematolebias whitei (Rio pearlfish), 5721 nucleotides long. RefSeq names its product IQ motif containing GTPase activating protein 2 (gene iqgap2). The record is from RefSeq and is a predicted model, not a curated record. The transcript has 38 exons. Lineage: Eukaryota; Metazoa; Chordata; Actinopteri; Cyprinodontiformes; Rivulidae. Gene Ontology annotation, biological process: regulation of actin cytoskeleton organization; regulation of GTPase activity. Gene Ontology annotation, molecular function: calmodulin binding; actin filament binding; GTPase activator activity. Bases 257 to 5242 code for a protein of 1661 amino acids. Gene Ontology annotation, cellular component: cytoplasm.